AUGAUUAAAAUAAGAAAACACUCUGAAUAUGCUACUUUUCAAUAUGGAAUUGUUACAUGUAUGAUAGGAUUGAUUAAUUAUAUGACUAAAAUUAAAGGGAUUGUUAAUAUUAUAAAUCUUGUUACGAUCAGUUUAUUUUUAUAUUUUUACAUCCCAGAAUUUUUAAUCAAUUAUUUAAUUUACUAUUUUUAA
Hepatospora eriocheir is the source of this 192-nucleotide messenger RNA. Lineage: Eukaryota; Fungi; Microsporidia; Hepatosporidae. The record is from the annotation of a GenBank genome assembly.